GCUCUUUGAGACUUUUCUUCAGGAACUAGUUUAAACUGGCAAAGCCACAGGCUGGCUCACUUUCGGGAGCCCAUGAAGAAAGAAUACCUGCCUCAGUUUGCAAAUAUUUGAGGUUCUAUUUUCUCUAGGUCCUCAAUGAAGUGUGUGGUGUGUUUAUAUUUAGCACAGCUAACACCUGCAACCUAAUAAUUUACCGGUAGAAGUCCUCAAAAUCACGGGCACUGUGAAGAAGAAAAUGCUUUAACGAGGGAAGAGCACACCUGAAAUCUUAAGCUUCUUCAAGGUUACUAGUGUAAACACCACAGGCACACGAGAAGGGAAAAAAAUGGAACGUUGAGGAGAAUGUACUGUACUACAUUUAUCUCAUAGUCUAAAAGAAGAGUACCAUUUGAAAUAAUGACAACAGGAGACCUAAAAGGAAGUUUAAGAAAAAUAGAGCAAGGACUUCGCUUGUUGAAUUAUCCAAGAGAUGUGGAUUAUACUGGGUUAAUAAAGGGUGAUCCAGCUGUAUUUUUACCCAUCAUCAGCUAUUCUUUUACAUCUUUCUCAACUUACAUAGCAGAACUUUUGGUGAAGUGUGAUGUAGAACUCACAGCAAAGAGUGACUUGCGUUUCAUUGAAGCUAUUUAUAAGCUUCUCCGAGACCUAUUUCAAUAUAAACCAAUUUUAACAAAACAGCAGUUUCUUCAGUUUGGCUUUGCAGAACGGAAAAUGCAGAUUGUUUGUGACAUUAUCAGCAGCGUGACGAAAAAGCAUAAGGAGUUAAGUAACUUGAAUAAGGCCAAAUCCCAAACAAGAAAGAAACUUGGAUCUUUUAAAUAUGAGCUGUGGUCACACUGUGAAAAAGUCCAUGCAGAUCCUGCUGGCAGUGCUAUGAAUUCCAGACAGCCUCAAGUAGAACGACAUCCAGAAUGUGAAGAGAGUGACAACCUUCCUCCUCCAGCCCUUCCCGCAGAGGAAGAUAAUGAAGAAUUACACUUAAAUCAUGAUGUUCUGGAAGACAAAUGUGAACAAGUCUUAGAAGAUAAUUCUCAGAUUGAGUUCCUAAAGAGUGAGCUUGCUGAUUGCCAGGAAAAACUGCAUAAGCUAGAUUGGAUGGAAGAUAAGCUACGUGUUUUAGAAGACAGACUGAAAGGAAAGGUGAUUAUCGAUGAGAAGGAUUGGAAUAAUUUGUUGAGUCGAGUUUUGCUCCUUGAAACAGAGCUGCUGUUGCAAUCCAAAAAGAAUGACUUAUCUACGGACUUCAACAAUGUAAGUCAAGAAUGUACUUCUAGCAGGAUUCCAGUUUCUCCUGAUGCAGAGGGGAAGGAGGAGAUGCCAGAGAGUCUUCAUCAGUCGUCUGGAUACAGUUCACUAUUAUCCACAGACCCAUCUCCCAAAGCCAUGACCAUUAAUUAUCAUGAUCUGACAAACUUUUCAAAGGAGACAACAAGACAAAGAAUGGAAAGGAUAAGUAAAAGGAUUGAAGAAACCUCAGAAUUGCUGAAAGCCUCAAGCAGCACCUCUGAGAAGACCUAAAAGAACAGGUCUGCAGGACCUGUACUUUGUAGUCUUAUGGAUAUCAUAAUUAAUAUAUGUUUGUAUAGCAUUAAAAUUUUAAUAUAUAAUUCCUAUAAUGAU
Messenger RNA from Struthio camelus australis, 1620 nucleotides. Lineage: Eukaryota; Metazoa; Chordata; Aves; Struthioniformes; Struthionidae. The record is from RefSeq and is a predicted model, not a curated record.